GUAUAAAAGCAAAGCUUCCCAGGGUUUCCAUUUCCGCCUUACAUUGCACAUUUCCUUUCUUAUCUCUAUUUGGGUACUCUCUGCUCUCAUGCUCCUUUCAUAAAGUUUUCUCAUCUCUUAACCAAGACUGGUAAGAGAGAGAGAGAGAGACUGUGUGUGUGUGUGUGUGUGUUUAUUAGUGUGUGAGUGUGUUCAAAAUGGGAAGAGGGAGGGUUGAGGUGAAGAGGAUAGAGAACAAAAUCAACAGGCAAGUGACCUUCGCCAAGAGAAGGAAUGGGCUCCUCAAGAAGGCGUAUGAGCUCUCGGUCCUCUGUGAUGCCGAGGUGGCUCUCAUCAUCUUCUCCAGCCGGGGCAAGCUCUUUGAGUUCUGUAGCAGCUCUAGCAUGACGAAAACACUUGAAAGGUACCAAAAAUGCAGCUAUGGUGCACAGCUCGACACAAACCGCUCAAUCGAUGAGACACAGAGCAGCUACCAGGAAUGCUUGAGGCUAAAAGCAAGAGUUGAGGUCCUCCAGCAAUCUCAAAGGAACCUGCUUGGGGAAGAUUUGGGUUCACUAGACAGUAAAGAGCUGGAGCAUCUGGAGCGUCAACUGGAGAGUUCAUUGAAGCACAUUCGGUCAACAAAGACCCAGUGCAUGCUCGAUCAAGUCGCCAAUCUCCAAAACAGGGAGCAAAUGCUACUAGAGACCAACAAAGUCCUUAGGAGGAAGCUGGAAGAAGCGGGUCCGCAAAUUCCCUUUCAACUUGCCUGGGAAGUCGCAAGUCACGGCGGCGGCGCCGGCGGCAUUCCAUGUAGCCUCUUUCCUCCUCAAUCAGAAGGGUUCUUCCACCCAAUGGACGGCAACCUGUCGUUGCAAAUUGGAUACGAUCCGGCAUGUCUGGACGAGAUGAAUGCUUCGGUUUCAAGCCAAAAUGUCGCCGGAUUCAUUCCAGGAUCGAUGCUUUGAACUUACUGCAUAAACUUGGAGGGUGAAUCAAUCUGGUGAAAUUGUGCCUGUGUACUUUUUAAUUGUGAUUCGCAAGACAAUAAGUACAUAUAUUUUGGAGCUGUAAUGACAUAAAAAGAGGAAGGCCACACUUCCUCUCUCAUGAUCAGAACUUUGAUAAUGUUUGUAUUGGCUUGUAAUAGAAGCAAGUUAAGCUUUAUAAUUCUUUUCGAAACCUGCAAUAUUGAGCUGCAUAGCUUACUGUUACACUGUAUCGUCGAACGAAGCACUCGCUUUAGUCCCUUUAUCUGUUGCUUGUGUUGAAUGAUUCCCUCAGAUUUUCCUUUUUA
This is a messenger RNA of Syzygium oleosum, 1276 nucleotides long. Its product is annotated as agamous-like MADS-box protein MADS2. Gene Ontology annotation, molecular function: protein dimerization activity; DNA-binding transcription factor activity, RNA polymerase II-specific; RNA polymerase II cis-regulatory region sequence-specific DNA binding. The transcript is spliced from 8 exons. Lineage: Eukaryota; Viridiplantae; Streptophyta; Magnoliopsida; Myrtales; Myrtaceae. Gene Ontology annotation, biological process: positive regulation of transcription by RNA polymerase II. The coding region runs from base 198 to 947 and encodes 249 amino acids. The record is from RefSeq and is a predicted model, not a curated record. Gene Ontology annotation, cellular component: nucleus.